Contarinia nasturtii (swede midge) is the source of this 3078-nucleotide messenger RNA. Its product is annotated as E3 ubiquitin-protein ligase Bre1-like. Bases 144 to 2954 code for a protein of 936 amino acids. The record is from RefSeq and is a predicted model, not a curated record. The transcript is spliced from 8 exons. Gene Ontology annotation, cellular component: nucleus; HULC complex. Lineage: Eukaryota; Metazoa; Arthropoda; Insecta; Diptera; Cecidomyiidae. Gene Ontology annotation, molecular function: metal ion binding; ubiquitin protein ligase activity.
GUUAUCAAAUCAUAAUUGUAUCAAAUGUAUCUAUAAAAUAGUAGAAAUAAAAUUUAGCUAUUUAUUAUUCAAAUUGAUCGUUUACUCUUUAUAUUACACAUAAAAAAGCUGAAAUUCAAUAAUAAUUUUGAUUACAUAAAAAGAUGUCUAAGCGCAACGCAGACGAUGAUAUAUCGACUAUAUGUGAACUACCACCGAAAAAAGUUCAAUUUGAGCCGCAUUUAAUUGGACCAAUAUCUUCUUUGGACGAACUAGAUAAUAAAGUCCUUAAAUUCCAAAAUAAAAAACUUGCAGAGCGCAUUGAACAGCGAAUUCGUUGUGAGGCUGAAUUGCGGCAACGUAUAGAACAAUUGGAAAAGCGACAAACUCAAGACGAUAUUGUUUUGAAUGUCGUCAACCGAUAUUGGAACCAGCUGAAUGAAGACUUUCGAAUUUUGCUACAACGUUUUGAUGCAGAAACAGCCGAUGAAGCUGAGAACAAAAAUGAAAAUGAGGUUACGACUUCUUUUUUAACACAGCUUUCAACAUGGGAUAAAGAAGAGUUGGACGAUAAAUUGGCAAAUCGCGUACAAGUAUCAAAGCGUGCUGUAGCCAAAGUCGUACAAGUCAUCGAUCGCUUAAUGCAGCGAAAUGAAAAAUUUACAAUGAUUUUAAAAGGUCAAUCGGAUGAUAAUAAUCUUUCUGUGCCCGAUAUUGAAGAAACAUUGAAAGGAACACAAAUAGAAAUUAUGGCCGAAAAUAGAAACUUGCAGAGUUUGAAUACAUCACUGCACGAAAAAUACCAUACGAUUUCGCUGAAAUUGAAAGAGCUUCAAGAUACAUUGACUGGCAGAGAAACAGAAGUGGCUGAGCUGCAAAAUAAAAAAGAAGAAUUACAAUAUGACUUGGAGAAAGUUGGACUUCGUAAUGACAAACUAGAAAAUCACUUAUCUGAAGCAAUCGAAAAAUUAAAGUCAUGUCAACCAAAUUCGUCACUGUACAAAUCAACAACGAAUGUUGCCACUCAGCAUCUAGAAGAUUUGCAAAAGGAAGUUGAGGAGUAUCGUGAAUUGGCCAAUAAUCGCUUACAAGAACUGGAAAAGCUACAUGAAACUCACCUUGAGGCAUUGAAGGAAGUUGAAAAACUGAAAUUGGAUAUUCGUCAACUGCCCGAAUCGAUAAUUGUUGAAACGACGGAAUAUAAAUGCUUACAGUCGCAAUUCUCUGUAUUGUAUAACGAAUCGAUGCAAAUAAAAACAAUGUUGGACGAGACACGUAAUCAACUACAAACGAGCAAAAAUCAACAUUUGCGCCAAAUUGAAACCAUGGAAAGUGAAGAGCUCAUUGCCCAAAUGAAAGUACGCAAUGAAAUUCUUCAUAUGGAAGACGUCUUAGCACAGUUUCGUAGUGAAUAUGAAAUAUUACAUAUCGAAUAUGAACAAAAUUUGGUUGCCAAUCAACAGACUGUACCAAUUAUUCGUGAAAUGCGUCACUUGAUCACAUCGCUUCAUAACCACAAUGGUCAACUUAAAGGUGAAGUAUUUCGAUACAAGCAUAAAUAUAAAGAUGCUGCAGCUGAAUUAAAGAAAAUUAGGAAGGAUUACGAUGAUUUGAUCGCUCAAGCACAAACUGAUAUUAAAUUCGAGAGAGAUGUAAUUAGUAUGGAAGAUAUUUCUUCUUCGACAACAAAUGGUAUAGUUUCUAUAAAAGUGGAGAAUGAUAUUGCAGUAAAAGCUGCAUUUGAACAAGAUGGAAACCAAUUAGAAGAAAUUUAUGGAAAAAUGGAAAAGGAUGCAUGUGCUAAACAAGGCAAUUAUGAUACAACGCCAAAUGCUUAUUUGAACAGUUCUAAAAGUGCUCAAAAAGAAAAAAUGCCGAAAGAAUCCGAAAUGAUUAGCAAUAUGAAAAUACAGAAGGCACUGAGCGACCAAAAGGAAGUGAAGCUACUACUAGAGAUGUCCAAAGAUAUUCCAAAAUAUCAGCGAGACAAGGUUCAGUUGAUGACCAGUGAAAAAUCGUUAUGCUCUGAGACUGACGUGCUCGUACAUCGAAAGAAAAAAAUACAAAGUUUCAAGCAUGAAGGGCGCAAAAAAUUAGCAGAUGAGGACGCAUUGCAGAAAAUAAAGCAAUUAGAGCAAAAAAAUUAUGAACUUCAGAAACAAGUGGUCAAUUCAAGAAACAAUGGAACCCAUACAUUUGUUGGUUCACCAGAAGAAGAAGCUCUUUUGCGUGAAAUAGAAGUGACGGGACGUGCACUGGAAGAAAUACAAGAAAAGAAUUCACAUUGGAUUCAACAAAUGAGCGAAAAAGAUGAUGCAAACUUUAAGCUAAUAACGGAGCGCAUAAGAUAUAAUAAAAUGCAUAAAUUACUGCUUGAGGAGAGACAAAUAUUCGAAGAUCAAGUUCAAACGCGUGACGCCCAAAUCGAAGCAUUACGGGUUGUGUUACGCAAAUUGGAGGAAAAAGAAUGCAUUCUUCAAAAUAAUGUAACAGCCAUGAGUAAUGAACUGAUGUUGAGACAACAAGCGAUGGAAAUUCAUAAGCGAAAAGCAAUUGAAGCAACGCAAUCGGCAGCCGAUUUGAAAUUACACCUGGAGAAGUAUCACUUCCAAAUGAAAGAAGCACAACAUAUUGUGACUGAAAAGACAAGUUCGCUUGAAGCCGAAGCAUAUAAAACGAAGCGUUUGAAGGAAGAAGUGGCUCAAGUCAGACGAAAAAUGGAACGCAUGAAAAAAGUAGAAAUAACAGGAACUACCAUUGAUGAAGUGAUGAUAGAAGAAAUUCGCGAAUACAAAGAAAUUCUCACUUGUACAUCUUGUAAAACAAAACGUAAGGAUGCAGUUCUUUCAAAAUGCUUCCAUGUAUUUUGCUAUGAUUGUCUUCGCACACGUUAUGAAACUAGACAACGCAAAUGUCCAAAGUGUAAUUGUGCUUUCGGUGCCAAUGGUUAUCAUCGCCUGUACUUAUCUUCAUAACUUUCAUUUUGUAUGAAUACGUAUAUAGAAUAAGAAUAAACUUUGACAAAAUAUUUCAAAAAUAUAUGAAAAAAACCAUCUCUCCAGUAAACAAUUUUUCUCGAUAAAAAUAAAAAUACUCGAU